Messenger RNA from Mytilinidion resinicola, 2063 nucleotides. RefSeq lists its product as uncharacterized. Bases 237 to 1934 code for a protein of 565 amino acids. The transcript is spliced from 2 exons. The record is from RefSeq and is a predicted model, not a curated record. NCBI's taxonomy places the organism in Eukaryota, Fungi, Ascomycota, Dothideomycetes, Mytilinidiales, Mytilinidiaceae.
CUUCUCCAUAGCUCUCAUACUCGAUUCUCUCAAUCUAGUUUUUUGCUCCUACAAUAAACCCUUUUUUUAAUAAACCCUUUUUAAUCUGAGUUCCCUCCACAUCGUUCAAAACGUCGUCCCAAAAACCCUCCAAGCUCCCGUCGAAACGGGCCGUCGCCUCCAUCGCGCUCCUCACGCUCCUCUCCUCCGUGCAGCCGAGACCGAAACAGGACGACGAGGAAAUCGCGAAGAACGAUAUGUCGGGGGAGCUACAGACCAUACCCGCGCGCCAUGGCGUAGCGACAUUUGUGCCGCGCGGGCGGACGAUUAAGAUUAUCAAUACGUAUGGCAAGCAGGUGGUCAGUACGUGGGCGUUUGCGCUGCAUCAGCCGCCGGAGAAGGAUAAGAAGGCGAAUGAUGAGGCGAAUGCUAAGGAGGCGGCUGGGGAAGAGGUCGUAGAGGAAAAGGCGGACGGCGAUGGGAAGGUGCAGGAGAGCGAGAAGGUUGAAGAGGAAGUGGAGAAGCCGAAAGAGGAGGCUAAAGAUGCUGAAGAGAGUGCAGAAGAUCCUCCAGAGGAAGCACCUGAUGAUGCGGAGAAGACGACCAAGAAGGCCGAAGAGAAUGCAGACGAUCCUCCAGAUGAAGCGCCUGAUGAUACGACUAAAAAGGUCGAUGUGAAAAAGGCAGAUACAGCGAAGGCCGCCAAAACUUGGUCGUCAUACCUACCUUCUAUCCCCUACCGCUCCAAGGCCCCGGCUGCAUUAAAUAAGGAUGCCGAAGCAGAGAAAAGCGAGAAUGAAGCCACGUCCAAGAAGUGGUCUUCAUAUAUCCCAACCGGCCAAGGCUUCUCGAGCUACAUCCCCAAUGUGCAGAUGCCGUCGAAGGAGAGCCUCAGCGCAUUUGCUGGAAGCCACUACAGAGAUCCCAAUAAGAGCUAUGCCGAGCAGUUAUACGAGUUUUCAAAGACACCAGUCGGUGCAGGAGGUAUAGCUGCCGCAUCUGGUUCAGGCACAGCAUCUUCUCUCUACGCCGCGUACUCUGCCUACACCAAGUUGAGUCCCAAAUCUUCCAACCUGCCACCGAUGGAAUACCUCUCUCUCCCACACACUCGCGCCUCGUCCCACCGCCUCGUUCCACAAGCCGAGGACACACUCCUAACAAAUCUCCGCACCCCAAUCCUGACCCUGAUCGAGGACACCACUACUGGCGCCCACGACACUCUCACGGCCGCUUGUGAUGCAAGCCUCUACGCGACCCUGGGCGUCGAAAAGGCUGCCGAGCACGGUUCAUGCGCCGAGAAUCUCGUCCUUGCGCUCAAAGAACUCAACGAAAAGGCUGGGCUACAGGGUGAGAAAGCGGUUGGCGCAGACGUUACGGUCAACAUUGCGCCGACACCACUCCAUCUAUUCAUGAACGCUCCGAUUGAGGUCGAUUCCGCGGAAGAGGGAUCAGGCGCGAAGGGUGUGACAUUCAAGAUCGCGGAGCCGGCCGGAAAGAAGCGCACAUUCGUGAGAUUUCGUGCUGAGAGAGAUGUAGUGGUUGUUAUGAGUGCUUGUCCGAUGGAUGUGGGCAGUCAGAAUGGUGGGAAGUGUAUGGCGGCCAAUUUUGUUGUUGAGGUAGGAGAGGAGGAAGAGAAGACAGGCUCGCCUAAGAGCGAAAAAGCUACGCCGAAUCAGAAAGGCAAGCCCGCCAAGCUUCAAACAGCCCAGAAGGCUAAGAAAGAGAAAGACGAAGAGAAGAUACCAGAGGAAAAGAGUGAGGAAGCUGCGGGAGGGAAGCCAAUGCCUAAGCCCAAGGGCGGCCCGGCUAAGAUCCAGGCUAUCAUGAAGCAGAAGCAAGAGCGUGAUGCUGAAGAAAAGGGCGGUGCAGCUUCGCCCUCCUCUGGGGAUGGAAAGGGGACUGAGGAAGAGCAGAAGCCGAAAAAGAAACCCAAGAAGCUGGAGAGGAGGACUUAGGAAGCGUUGCGUUAAUUGCUGUAAAAGUAUGUAAUUUUUGACUUCAGGGAAUGAUUCUAGCAUGUUUUAAUAGCAUCUCCAUAGUAUUGGCUCAUAUGGUAUAUUCUAAUCCUUGUCCCUAUGAUCGAU